UAUUGUAACGGAUCAGGGAUGACAAAGAGAAUGGGAUACCGAGACUGGAGAUGGCAGGCGCUUUGGUGGCAUCAUUUCUUUCUCUUGUGGAGUACAAUAGACGGACAGACUCGAUACAGCAUCCCAGAGGAACUAAAACAGGGAUCUGUGGUAGGAAAUCUUGCCAAAGAUUUGGGUUUGGGACUAUCGGACAUUUUUGACCGUGAGCUGCGUGUCGCCUCUGAGGCUGGUGAGCAGUAUUUCAGUGUGGAUGCGGGGAAGGGCGAGCUGGUAGUGAAUGACAGGAUAGAUAGAGAAGCUUUAUGUGGACAAAGCGCCAGCUGUUUGCUGCCUUUGCAGGUUGUUCUAGAAAAUCCUCUAAGUUUACAUCGGAUCGAGGUAGAAAUAAAAGAUAUAAAUGAUAAUUCACCCAGGUUUCAUACAAAAGAAAUGUCUUUGAAAAUUGCUGAAUCCGCAGCAGUCGGGACUCGUUUUCUUUUAGAAGGCGCAGAGGAUUCAGACGUUGGAAGUAAUUCACUAAAAUCCUACACUUUGACUAAAAACGACUGUUUUACGUUGAAAAUGAAAGAGGUUGAAGAUGGCAAAACGGUCCCGGAGCUAGUGUUAGAGAAACCUCUUGACCGGGAGAAGAAAGCCGUUCAUCGGCUACUACUGACCGCAUUAGACGGAGGAAACCCAGUCAUGUCUGGUACCUCGCAGAUAAUUAUCACUGUGCUUGAUAACAAUGACAAUUUCCCAGUAUUUGAUAAAAAUACAUAUAAAGUUUCCUUAGAGGAGAACACUGCAAAAGAUACAUUUGUUAUCAAAAUAGCAGCAACUGAUGCUGACGAGGGACCAAACGGAGAAGUUGAAUUCUCUUUUGGCCCCAGAACACCAGAUUCUGUCUCAUCAGUUUUUGAGAUAAAUUCAUUAACAGGAGAAAUAUAUUUGAAAGGAGAUUUAGAUUAUGAAAGAGCUUCGUCCUAUAAAAUAGAAAUAACUGCGAAAGACAAGGGGGUUCCAGUGAUGGAGAGUCACUGUCGUGUACAGAUAGAUGUUGUUGAUGUUAAUGAUAAUACUCCUGAAAUUAUCCUUACCUCUGAACCGAAGCCAGUGCGCGAAGACGCACCAAGUGGCACAGUAGUGGCUUUGCUCAAUGCGCGUGACGCUGACUCUGGUAAUAAUAGCAAAGUGACAUUAAAACUACCAAAAGGUUCUUCUUUCACUCUAAAACCUUCAUUUUCUAAUAAUUACGCACUGGUUACCAGUGGUCGUUUAGACCGAGAGACUUUCUCUGAGUAUAAUAUUGAAAUAACAGCCACUGAUUCAGGCUCUCCUCCUCUGUCCAGUAAAAAAAUUAUACCUGUCAGCAUCUCUGAUGUGAAUGAUAACCCUCCUGUAUUCACUCAGCCCUCCUAUAAUGUGUAUUUAAAAGAGAAUGGGGUACCAGGCGCUAUACUGUACUCAGUAUCAGCAUCUGACCUGGAUUUUGGUGAAAACGCUAAAAUCUCUUAUUCUAUACUGGACUCUAAAGUGCAGGACGUUUCUGUCUCGUCUUAUGUUUACAUUAACUCAGAUAACGGCAGCAUCUACAGCAUGCACUCGUUUGACUAUGAGAAACUGAAGGUGUUUCAGAUUCAGGUUCAGGCAAAGGACCAGGGCUCUCCGUCUCUCAGCAGCAACGCUACUGUCCAUGUUUUUAUCCUGGACCAGAACGACAAUGCCCCCGCUGUUAUUUACCCCUCCUCCGCUGCCCUGGGCUCCCUCUCUCAUCAGAGGAUGCCCCGCUCCGCUAAACCGGGUCACCUGGUUACUAAGGUGACGGCCGUGGACGCUGACUCGGGCCAUAACGCCUGGAUCUCCUACAAACUGGCGGAGGCCACAGACGCCUCUCUGUUCACAGUUAAUCAGUACACAGGAGAGGUGAGGACUAAACGCCCUGUGUCCGAGCAGGACGACUCCUCUCAGAGGCUGCUUAUAGAGGUCAAGGACGACGGGGAACCGGUCCAGUCCGCCACAGUCACGGUGUCCAUCCUGCUGGAGGACGGCCUCCAUGAGCCCAUCUUGGACCUCCGACAGAAAACGAUGGAGCCGAGUAAGAAAACCGGGAGAAUCACCCUUUAUUUGAUUCUCUCUCUGGCCUCGGUGUCCGUGCUGUCUCUGGUGACUUUUCUCAUUUUAACGGUUAAAUGCAUUAGGAGCAGCAGAAGCAGCGGUAGUUGCUGCAUGAGACGGAGCGACUGUGAUGAUUACAAGAACCCCAACAGAAACCUGCAGAUUCAGCUCAACACUGAUGGGCCUAUAAAGUACGUGGAGGUCCUGGGAGGAGACAUGUUGUCUCAGAGUCAGUCCUUCAGGUCCUGUAUGUCUCCAAUGUCAGAGUACAGUGAUUUCACUUUAAUUAAACCCAGCAGCACCACUGACUUUAAGGAGGUGAUCAGUGUUCUUGAUGCUUCUUUACCUGACAGCACCUGGACCUUUGAGAGCCAGCAGGUGAGCAGAUAA
This is a messenger RNA of Scomber japonicus (chub mackerel), 2484 nucleotides long. Its product is annotated as protocadherin gamma-C5-like. The record is from RefSeq and is a predicted model, not a curated record. Gene Ontology annotation, biological process: homophilic cell-cell adhesion. Gene Ontology annotation, molecular function: calcium ion binding. NCBI's taxonomy places the organism in Eukaryota, Metazoa, Chordata, Actinopteri, Scombriformes, Scombridae. The transcript has a single exon. Gene Ontology annotation, cellular component: plasma membrane. The coding region runs from base 19 to 2484 and encodes 821 amino acids.